Pseudo-nitzschia multistriata is the source of this 2560-nucleotide messenger RNA. NCBI's taxonomy places the organism in Eukaryota, Bacillariophyta, Bacillariophyceae, Bacillariales, Bacillariaceae. The record is from the annotation of a GenBank genome assembly.
CUUCAGAACAAAAAUUUAUGAAAAAAACGUUCUUCUUUGUUCCACAUCCAUCAAAAAUUGCGCUCCAUCACUUUCGAAAUUCUUGUCGUCGAAAAUCGAAAACAGUGAACGACACGAGGACUUGUGUCGAGCAACACACAAUUCCACAAAAUAUUUCCAUGUUGACUGCUCCAUCACCGUUAUCAUCGAUCAAUCGCCUUGAUUUGUUCUGUUCAACAGUACUAGUGCUAUUGCAUCCUGGCGGAGUGCAACAAACGAAAUAGAAUGGCGAAUGCCGUACGGAACAAUGGCAAUGAAGAUGGUUCGGGAGAAACGAGCCAAGGCGACAUUUUCCAUCGGCAACCACAACGAUUGGAACACCCGGAAAUAGGCGACCGAAAAGUCGGAGCAAGGCCGCAACCGAAAACGCKCAAGAAAACCGCCGGCCGGGCAAAGAACCGGCUCUGGUCGAUCCGCCGCGAUGCGCAGGCGGUGGAGGACCUCCGCCGCCUCCAUCUGGUGGCCCCACCAGACGGAAGCAACGCCGCCGACCACACCGGAGGCCUGGUCUCCCACGCGCUCCGGAACUGGAGCACCGUGGCCAACGAGCGGUGCGGGUCCUGGUACGUCCCCCCUCUUUCUCCACUCGGCGGAAGCGACGACGACGACAACGACGACGACGACCCCCCAUCCCGCUACAGAUACCAUUCGCCGCGGUCCUGCUACUUCAAGAGCACGGACGGUCACGCGAACGUCUGGGACUUUAGCCUGAAGCGCCUCAACCUGGAGCUCCUGGAGCACACCGCGGGAGUCGGCGACGGCGGCUGCGUCCUGGUGGACUCGUCGGUCCGCAAGGUCCUGCCCGACUCCUUUUCUCGGACCAUCCCCAUCUGGGCGGCCGUCCUCAACCGAAUCGCCCAGCGCUUCCGUGCCCAGGCCGCCGGCGGCACCACCGCUGCCCGCUGGGACACAAACCUCUAUACCCCGAGGGGCGUCGUCUCGGCCACGGAACACGCCGCCAUGUCGGCGCUGAUCGAGGAACGGGCCGACACGCUUUUCCGGAGCGGGGCGAUCGUCAACCCCUCCCGGCUGGUCGAGCUCCUGGAAAAGCCGCUGAAAGUGGCGUGGAUGGACCGAGGGGGGAACCUCUAUCCACCCAAUCCCAAUGCCGGCGGCGUUGGCGAUCGGGGUGGCCCCACCGACGAAGAGUCCCCAACGAGGGAUUCCUUUGUCAUUCUCUGCUACAAUCCCUCGCGGUACGUGCUCGUGGAGACACCGACUGGUUUCGGGCAGGGGUCCACGGAGGAGCCGAUCAAGGUCGACAAGCACCACCAGGAAGUGGUUUCCCCCGGCGACGGAAGCGACGGCGACGGCGGCAAAGCUCCGGCCCCGUACUACUACACCCCCGGCGCGGCCGACGACCACGAGUCCUGGGCACGAAAGCUCACCCCGGCCCUGUUCUGGAGGAACCAGAGCAGCCUCCUGGACCCGGGACUCGACGAGGACGGGGUCGACGCGGCGAUCGAUCGUCUGGUGCAGAAGGCGGGGGAAGAGGAAGCGGACGCCCGGCCGGAUUCGGACGCAGCGGCGCGGUCCUACAGCAACAAGAUCGGCACCACCGACCUCUGGAUCGGCAGCCGCCGUGCCGGAAAGCCCCCCGGCUGCUGGGAGGCCUUUGACGCGGUCCUCAACGUGACCAACCAGGAGUACGGCGGCCUCGCCGGCGGCGGGGGCUGGUACCUCCGGCUCCCGGUCGAGGAGGGGAAGCGGGACCGGACCGAGCUGGAGCGGUGGAUGCCGGUGGGCCUGGCCUUUCUGGUCCACCACCUGCAGAGAGAAAGGAGGGUCCUGGUCCACUGCGCCCAGGGGAGGGACCGGUCCGUGGCCGUCGCGCUGGUCUUUGCCGUCCUGGCCUGCCCACUGCGGUUCCCGCUGUCCCUGCGGGACGGGUUUGCCACCAGGGAGGGGGCCUGGGACCUGUCCGGGCUGCUCGGCGAGGCCCCUGGCGUGGGCGAGGAAGACGGGGCCGGGAAAGACGACCCAGAAGAGAAGGGAACCCCAACGACGCAUCUGUCCUCGGGACUCCCGGAGGCAAUCGUAAGCAGGCUUCUGGAACCCGACGGGAGGGAAGCCUUCCUGCUGUGGGUCCACAAGCAACUCGAUGGCAGCGGUGGCGGCGGUGCCACCACCGGCGCUAGCAGUAACCCCAAACGCCUCGCGGACAAGGAGAGCAUCCGUAUCGCGCUCCACCUGAUCCGGCAGGACCGGGACGUUGCCGAACCGACCCGAUCCACGAUGCAAAAAAUCAACCGCUUUCUCAUGAGCUCCCCGAUCUACCGGUGACACCCAUCCGGAGAACGGAGGCAGCCGCCGGACCCCCAAGACCUUUUUUUGCCGGCUUGCUCGUUUGGAGCCACCACGGUCACACGGUCUCUUUGCCGAGGCCAACUCGCGUCGAUCGAUGGGCGAGUGCCAUCCGGAGCGGCCUGCGGAGAACUCUUCUGCGUUUCCGUCACAAGAGCCGAUGCACUCGAAAGAGUUUGAAAUGAUUCUUCUUCUGUAAUCAAAACGGUAUAGGAAG